CAUCAGUGUGAGAGAGAAACAUCCAUUGGUUGCAUCCCAUAUGCACCCCAGCCGGGGAUCGAACCUGCAGCCUAGGCGUGUGUUCUGACUGGGGGCAGACCCCCAACCUCUUGGUGCACGGGGGUGAUGCUCCAACCAACUGAGCCACACGGGCCAGGGCUCAGGGACCUUCCAAGGCAUCCGGACAUGGUUGCGGUGCCCGUGGUCCAGAUGAGGGACCAAGGAAACCGGAGCGGGCGGGAGGCCUCAGCUCCUCACGUUCACGACCCUCUCCGCAGGGUCGACUGCGCGUCCUCGUGACCGGGCGGGGGGGUCUCCCCUGAGCUAAGGCAAUGAUGCAGCAGGGGGCGCAGCGGGGAGCAGGGUUGAGGAAGGCCCGCGGUAGAACAGAAAGGGGGGAGAGGAAAGAAUGGUGCCAGUAAACAAGGCUCUAAGUGGUUUCCGUGGGCCAGAGGAAGUGGUGUGCACCCCCUCCCUGCCCCCGCCCCCCCAUACCUGACUCACAGAGGAAGAGACAGUGUCAGAAGGGUAACACGCGGAGGCACAGACGCCUCUCAUGUGUAUGGGCGAGUGUGAGCCCUGCCUAUUGGGGGCCAAACCCACCCUCUAUUCUCUUUGAAUGCCUCUUCACGAGGGGAGGUAGGGGGCGUCUGGAUCUGGAGUGCUUUGGGAGGUUCUAGAAAAGGCCUGAGUGGAACCCUGGGGGCAGGUGAGGUUCUGGCCCCACCCCUUGUGACCCGACAGAGGCCCUAGAGACUGGACCAGGUUCCGAGGGCUCUGGCUGCCCCCUCUGACCCCGAGCUCUGGUCAGGAGAAGAGGGCGGCACGGCCUCGGGAAGGAUGGAUAAGCACGGCGUGAAGACCCCCUUGUGGAAGAAGGAGCUGGAGGAGACCGGGGUCAGGGAGGAGGAGGCAGCGGAGGAGAGAUCGGAGGAGGAAGACGAGGGGAGGCCGUCGCAAGAGAGCACAACCGAGAGCGAGGCCGAGGGCCAGGAGGCGGAGGGCGGCGAGGGCCGCGAGCAGGGCUCGGUGUCCUACUGCCCGCUGCGCCAGGAGUCCAGCACCCAGCAGGUGGCGCUGCUGCGAAGCGCCGACCUCGGCUUCUGGGGCUGGCUCCUCCCCUUGGCGCUGCUGGGCGGCCUGAGCGCCCAGGCCGACAGGUGAGGGAGGGCGCGCCCCUCCACUCGGCUGGACCGGAGGGGACGGCGCGGCGCCCUGAGCGUCAGGGUCCCUGUUCGCAGGAGGCGGAGCCUCCCGGAGGAGCAGUGCGUGCUGCAGACCAGGCAGCGGCCACCGCGCGGCGGGGGCUGCGGGCUCUGCGAGAUCCUUUUUUGCAAGAAAUGCGGGAACCUGCACAGCAACCCGGCCUACAUAGCGCACUGCAUUCUGGAGCACUCGGAUCUGGGUCCUUCUGGCUCGCUGGGCAGAAGCAUGCCUGGAGAAAAUGACCUCGGGGCCGUCUCACUCCUCUGAGAAACCUGCUUCUUCCGCUCAGAUCAUUCAAUAAAGCUGUAAGCGAA
Molecule: messenger RNA, 1520 nt
Organism: Phyllostomus hastatus (greater spear-nosed bat)
Lineage: Eukaryota; Metazoa; Chordata; Mammalia; Chiroptera; Phyllostomidae
Gene: PGBDF
Product: chromosome unknown C17orf50 homolog
Exons: 3
Coding region: 841-1164 (107 amino acids)
Source: RefSeq, a predicted model, not a curated record